Messenger RNA from Macrosteles quadrilineatus (aster leafhopper), 1215 nucleotides. Its product is annotated as 3-oxoacyl-[acyl-carrier-protein] reductase FabG-like. The transcript has a single exon. The record is from RefSeq and is a predicted model, not a curated record. NCBI's taxonomy places the organism in Eukaryota, Metazoa, Arthropoda, Insecta, Hemiptera, Cicadellidae. The coding region runs from base 294 to 1061 and encodes 255 amino acids. Gene Ontology annotation, molecular function: oxidoreductase activity.
UGAGGUUGUCUUGUCAAAGUGAGCAAGUGACAGAAGUAGGCUAGUUUGAUUUGUUGCCUUGAAAGAAUUUUUUAUGCAUGCUGUCGAUUACUUACUUUGGCAAUAUUUUAUACAUUAUUAAAAAUUAUAAGUUAUCAGUGUUUGAAUUAGGAUUAGUAAAGUAGGCCUAUGUCUUAACUUAGAAAAAUAAUCACAUUUUCUAGAUCCAGACUAACCUUUGUUGAAUUAAUUGUUUAUUAGAAAACCCACUUAAAGUGAAAGUUCUAAGGUGUCAGGAUACAGUACGAUCCAUAAUGUUUGCUGGUAAAGUGGUAUUGAUAACAGGAGCAAGUUCAGGGAUAGGUGCUGCAACCGCCCUGCAUUUUGCCAAAUCUGGGGCAUUUUUAUCAUUAACUGGUAGGAACCAAGAAAACUUACAAAAAGUAGCAUCAGAAUGUGAGAAAGUGAGUAAAAACAAGCCAUUUAUGAUUAUUGGAGACUUAUCAAAUGAAUCAGAUACAAAAAACAUCCUGGAGUCUACUGUGAAGCACUAUGACAAACUGGAUGUAUUGGUAAACAACGCUGGUGUUUUGGAAUUUGGAUCAAUUGAGAAUACCUCCUUAGAACAAUACGAUAGGGUUUUUAACACAAAUGUUAAAGCCAUUUAUCAUUUGACGAUGUUGGCUGUACCUCAUCUCACAAAGACCAAGGGAACCAUAGUCAAUGUUUCUAGUGUCAAUGGAGUACGAUCCUUUCCAGGCCUGCUCGCUUAUAACAUGUCAAAGUCAGCAGUUGAUCAGUUUACCAAAUGUGUUGCUUUGGAACUAGCCCCCAAACAAGUCCGUGUAAAUAGUGUGAAUCCCGGUGUUAUUAUUACAGAGCUUCAGAAAAGAGGAGGUGUAGAUGAGGAGGCGUACAAGAAAUUCCUUGAAAGAUCUAAAGAAACUCAUGCCUUAGGUCGUCCAGGAAACCCUCAAGAAGUGGCCGAAGCAAUCGCUUUUCUGGCUGGCGAACAGUCGAGCUUUGUAACUGGAGUAAACUUGUGUGUUGAUGGAGGUCGUCAUGCUAUGUGUCCCAGAUAAGCUAUAUAGAUUUACCCUAUACAAAUACCUAAUAAAUGUUUUAUAAUAUGUGUUGUACAAACAGAAAGUUAGGCUAAUUAUAUUUUUGUAAGGUAAAACUUAUUUAAUUUUAUAUGGAACUUGUCAAAUAAAUACUUGAAUGAUUUUUAUGUUA